UUUGCUCAGGGCCAGCCCGAAGUGAGAAUGGCUUUUCUCGGUCAAUUCCCAGUUUUGCCACCAUCAUCCUUACCCGAAUCCUAGUAAGUCUAUUCUCCACUGAACUGAACCGAGGGCAGCUGACGGCAGGCACGCGGUGCCCCAUUUGCCACCCCAGGGAGGCCGAGCAGCGGCGAGUAUGUGGCCACGGCCCCUCCAUUCCAGCAAACCCACGGUGUGUGGCCACGGCCCCUCCACUCCCAGCAAACCCACGGGGGCCUGGGUGCGGACGGAGACCCGCUGUGCGAAGGCCGCGGCCCCUACAAGCUGAGCCACGGGGGUUUGGGCGGGGAGGAGCUUGUACUGGAUGGGCGGGGAGGAGCCCGGACGGCGGGAGCGGCUGCGGCGCGCGGCUGCCCUGGGAGCCGCGUGCUGGGGGUCCUAGGGGCCCACCGCGCCCAGCCAGACGUUCAGACGCUCAGCCAACCAUGGUCUGUAACCCAGGAAAGAGGAGCAGGGCCACUCCCGCGCGCGGCCCCAGCGCUGAACCGGGCGCCCCCACUCUGCCGGGAAAAAGGCAGUGGCAGUCAGGCCGCGCUGUCUCUUUAAGACCGUGUUCCUCCUAACACCGAAGGGCUCCUGGACAGGGCGGGGAGACUAACUAAGCAAGGCCAAGUUCCAAAGGGAGGAGAGUCCCAGCUGGUUUCAGCGUCCACACGGUGCAGUCCUUCAUGAAUCUGGAUGCAGAGGCCUCCAUGGCUGUGAUAAGCCUGCUGUUCUUGGCAGUGAUGUAUGUUGUUCACCACCCCCUGAUGGUCAGUGACCGGAUGGACCUGGACACAUUAGCCAGGAGUCGGCAGCUGGAGAAGCGAAUGAGCGAGGAGAUGCGCCUGCUAGAGAUGGAGUUUGAAGAGAAAAAGCAAGCGGCUGAGCAGAAGCAGAAGGCAGAGAACUUGUGGAGAGGAGACACAUCCAGCGACCAGUUAGUGCUGGGGAAGAAAGACAUGAGGUGGCCGUUCCAGGCCGAUGGCCAGGAGGGGCCUCUGGGCUGGAUGCUGGCAAACCUGUGGAACACUGGCCUCUUUUGCCUUUUUCUCAUCUUUGAGCUCCUGCGACAGAACAUGCAGCAAGAGCCGGCCUUUGAUUCCAGCAGUGAGGAAGAGGAGGAAGUCCAUGUUGUCCCUGUCACCUCUUACAACUGGCUUACUGACUUCCCCUCCCAGGAGGCCCUGGACUCCUUUUACAAACACUACGUCCAAAAUGCCAUCCGUGACCUGCCUUGCACCUGUGAGUUUGUGGAGAGUUUUGUGGAUGAUCUCAUUGAGGCCUGUCGGGUGCUCAGCCGCCAGGAGGCUCACCCACAAUUGGAAGACUGCCUGGGCAUCGGGGCUGCCUUUGAGAAAUGGGGAACCCUCCAUGAGACCCAGAAAUUUGAUAUCCUGGUGCCCAUCGUCCCCCCACAGGGCACCAUGUUUGUCCUGGAAAUGAAGGACCCGGCCCUGGGCCGCCGCUGUGGCUGUGUGCUGGUGGAGUCAGAAUGUGUGUGCAAGCGUGAGAAACUCCUUGGGGACGUGCUGUGCCUGGUGCACCACCACAGGGAGCCCUCGGCAGUCUUGGGGAAGUGUAGCAGCUCCAUCAAGGCAGCUCUCUGCACUGGCCUCCACCUAGACGUGUGCAAGACUGUGCAGUGGUUCCGGAACAUGAUGGGCAAUGCCUGGGCCCUUGUGGCCCACAAGUAUGACUUUAAACUCAGUCUCCCACCGUCUCCCACCUCCUGCAAGCUCAGGCUAGACUAUCGCUCAGGCCGCUUUCUCUCAAUCCACCUGGUCCUGGGGGUGCAACGAGAAGACACCUUGGUCUACCUGGUGAGUCAGGCUUCUGACCAGGAGCAGCUCACCAGUGUGGACUGGCCUGAGUCCUUUGUGGCCUGUGAGCACUUGUUCCUGAAGCUGGUGGGGCGCUUUGCCCCCGAGAACACCUGUCACCUCAAGUGCCUCCAGAUCAUUUUAAGUCUCCGGCAGCAUCAGAGCUUACCCCAUGGAGCAUCCCGCCCCAUCCUCACAUCUUACCACUUUAAAACAGCUCUCAUGCACCUCUUGCUACGGCUGCCCCUCACGGACUGGGCCCACAACAUGCUCUCUCAGCGGCUCCAGGACAUUCUCUGGUUCUUGGGCCGUGGCCUCCAGCAAAGGUCCCUCCAUCAUUUCCUCAUUGGUAACACUUCUCUGCCCCUGACCAUCCCGAUCCCUAAGACAUUUAGGAGUGCUGAGCCUGUCAAUCUCUUCCAGCACCUGGUGCUCAACCCCAAGGCACAUUCACAGGCAGUGGAAGAGUUCCAAAACCUUCUGACCCAGGUGAAAACUCUGCCUCGUGCCCCACUGGCCGCAGCACCUUGAUGUAAAGACCAUUUUAAAAAAAACAGAUGAAGAAAUGUCAAAGGGAUUACUUGAACUGUGUGUGUGGUUUUGAAAGAGGGGUCAUCACAAUCCAGGCUCACUGCCAGGUUUGUAUAGGAAAGGAUUGGGAAGCAGUCCAACUCUAAAGUUGUGAUUCUAGAGAUAUGAUUGGUGUGUUUUUCCCUGUUUUCAAAACCAUGGGAUGCUGAGGAGGAGUGUUAAGAAAUGCAGCUAUAGUUAUGGGUGUGGUUGUUUUGGAAACGCCAAUGCUGUUCUGUCUGCACUGCCAAGAAGAUCUGCUGAGGAGGGUAACCUGUCCCCACUGAACUUGACCUCAGCAAGGAUCAGAUGCUGGCCGUUAUGGACUUCAGUCAUAGAAUACACACCCUCCCCUCCAGCAAAAAUAAAUUUAAAAUGUCCCAAAGUCGGGUGCGGUGGCUCACACCUGUAAUCCCAGCACUUUGGGAGGCUGAGGUGGGCAGAUCACUUGAGCCCAGGGGUUCAAGACCAGCCUGGGCAACCCAUCGCGAUCCCGUCUCUACAAAAAAUGAGCUGGGCAUGGUGGCAUACACCUGUGGUCCCUGCUACUCUGGAGGUUGAGGCGGAAAGACUGCUUGAGCCCGGAGGUCAAGGCUGUAGUGAGCUCUGAUAGUGUCACUGUGCUCCAGUGACCCAGGGCAAAAAAAGUGAGACUGUCUCAAAAAAAAAUAUAUUGUCCCAGAAGCUGAUGCCAGUCAGUAUUUGGGGCUCCUAGUGCACAAUAGCUACUGUGUUCCCACGUUGCCUGCAUCCGUCUGGUACUGCUUUCAAGGCAAGACGCAAUCCUGGUGGUUCCCUGCUGGUGGGAUUUUGGUGUUCUAGAAACAUCCAUAUACUUUUUGUUUAGAAAAUUAUGUGCUGAUCUUUUAAGUUAGAGUCAAUAAAGGAGGCUAUUUGCUGUAUACAUGGGAAUCUCUGCAGUAACAUACUCAGCAGAUCAGCAUUCUCAUAUGCCUGUUCCCAAGAAGUUCGUGUUACCCUGAUAGCUCCGUUCAGUACCUCCUGGUGUUGCUCAAUGUACUUGGAACGAGUCUGCCUUGUGGUUGCCCAGUGGCAUGGCCACUGGCCAGAAAAGAAUAAGAAACAUCUAGGUGACUGAUUUUCAUGGCGCCCAAACCAAAAUAUCAGCCAAAUUAGAAGAUCUUAGUGGUUGCAAACAAGCAUACACUCUAACAAAAGUCUUCUCAGGUAGGAAGAAGGUGGUAUGAUUUCUAGGAGGGCGUGGUUGUUCCUAGUCUAAUAGAUAAAAAA
Messenger RNA from Piliocolobus tephrosceles (Ugandan red Colobus), 3665 nucleotides. RefSeq names its product ITPRIP like 1 (gene ITPRIPL1). The record is from RefSeq and is a predicted model, not a curated record. Gene Ontology annotation, cellular component: membrane. Lineage: Eukaryota; Metazoa; Chordata; Mammalia; Primates; Cercopithecidae. Bases 711 to 2375 code for a protein of 554 amino acids. The transcript is spliced from 4 exons.